Alligator sinensis (Chinese alligator) is the source of this 5390-nucleotide messenger RNA. It is a transcript of the gene EXOC3L4, whose product is annotated as exocyst complex component 3 like 4. Lineage: Eukaryota; Metazoa; Chordata; Crocodylia; Alligatoridae. The transcript has 15 exons. Gene Ontology annotation, cellular component: exocyst. Gene Ontology annotation, biological process: exocyst localization; exocytosis. The record is from RefSeq and is a predicted model, not a curated record. Gene Ontology annotation, molecular function: SNARE binding. Bases 666 to 2843 code for a protein of 725 amino acids.
UUUGCCUGGGACUCAGCGUCUUACUUCCCCUUCCAAGCUGCUUCAUUAAAAUCCCCUGGGAAACAAAAAAAUUAAACAAGAAGCAAGAAAUAAAACAAGAUGCCAAGGAGCUUGCAGGCUGGAGGAGGAUCAGCUGCCAGUGUCUGAGGACAGCAAGACGAUCCUGCUGCCAGCUGACUCAGCCUGGACAACUUGGUGUGAGGCACUGGGCAAUACAGAAUGAAAAGAUGACCUGUGCUCCAAACAGCUGUCCAGUCUGAGACAAGAGAUGACAGAUGGAUCCAGACAGACUGAUGGAGAAGCGGGUACAGAAGGAAAUCAAGUGCCUGGCACCCUAGAUCUCUCUCUCUUCUUCCUGCCCAUUGGGCCAGGCUGAGUCCUUCCUCAGUGAUCAAGACAAGGACUGGUUAAACAGUAUUUCCAUUCUUCCCUGGCUCCAGAGGAAAAGCUGCUUGUGACACCCUGUUGGAGCCAGAGGAGAAGUCUGAGGCUUUUCAAACUUGCUGCAGUCAGUGCUGUGUGAUGUCUGGAACUGACUGUCCACAUCGUGAGCCAGAGCCCAGGGCUGAAUGCCUUCAGAUCUCACUGCCUAAGCAGAGCAGCUGCUGCCAAACCCAAAGUUGCGAGUAGUUCCCUUGUCCUUCUGAAAACUGAUUAUUGCCAAGAUGGAUGAAGAUAAAAAAGAGACACCUGUGGCCAAUGAAAAAAGGAAGUCUGUUUCAAAGCCAGUGUCUCCAGCAAAAAGCCCGGUGGAUGAAAAAGCUGAUUCUGGUUCUACAGUAAAUGACUUGCUCUUGAACAGUCAGGGGGAGAAGAAUGUAACAAGCCCUAUAAAGGAUUUUAAAAAUAUGUUAACCUUAACGAGAGACACUUUUGGCAGCUUGAGAAGGAGCAAACGCUUAUCACUGAGAGGAAGGAGCUCCAAAAGGAACGAAGAGGACCGCCACCUGAAAGCCCCCAGCAUGGAAGAGUGUGUGGAAGAGGCUGGAGCUGAGCCUGUUAAACAAGAACCUCUCUCAGUAAUGGAAAUAAAUGAACUUAUUCAGCAAAGGCAGCUUUUAAAGGCCUUUCAAAGCAUCAAGUAUUUGGAAGAUGAAAUUGUGACUGAAAUGGAUGGCAAGGAUUCUGAUGACAAGCCCACAGAAUUUUCCAGGAAAGUCAAAGAUGUGGAUUUGCUUUACAAUUCCAUUGCUAAUGAAAUCAAGUCUAUUGUGAAGAACACGCUGGAUCAUCCCAGUAUAGAGGAAAAGCUACUGACUUUGCUGGUGGAGCUAAUCGCUGAAGAAGAGAAAGCUCAUGGUAGGGCAGAGGGGACAGAAUCUCCUGAGCCACACUUCCUUGGCAUGCCCAGGAAGUGGAGAGAGGUGUGGAAGGACUCUGUCAAAGAGAGUGCAGAAGGGCGCGUCCUUCAGGUGCCCAUGACACCUGAGAAGGACAAGGAUUCUUGGCUUGCUGUCCAUUUAGGGUUCCUCAGAAAAAAUGUUAGGGAGGAUUUAUUGAAAAUCAAGUGCUCUGUACAAAAAUGCUACCCAGAGGACUAUAAAGUAUGUGACACGUACGUGGAGUGCUUCCAGAAUGCCAUUUCUUCACACCUGCAAGGGCUUUUGCAGAGACACUUGGAAUUCAAUGAACUUUACGCAUUGCUUGAUUGGGUUGCUAACAUGUACCGCAGGUUGGAAACAAUCCACGCUACUUCUCUUCCCCACUGGUCACUAUCUGAGCCUUGUGAAGCCCUUCUGGGUUACCCUGAUCUCCAACCAGAGGUAAAGACUGAAAAUCUGCCUCUGCUUUUACCACCAGCAACUUGGGAAAAACUGAAAAACGACUACACUGAUUCUUUAAAGGAGAAAAUAAAGCACUAUUUUGACAAUAUCCUGAAGCUGGAGAUCACAGAAAAAUGGGAGAAGGAACUUCAGCCAGAAGUGGUGCAAAACCAAUACAAUUCAUCUCUAUACUUUGAUAUUCAAAUGAUCAUUGCAGAACACAUGAAAACAUCAGGAAAAAUCUCCACAAGGCUGGGAACGGCAGUUCUUGAGAUCUGUUUGGUAGAUCUGAAGGAAUACAUCCCACGAUUUGUAAAGGUUUUUCUGGAGUGGGACAAAGAGAAAGAUUUCUCCUUGUUUCUGCCAUAUUUAGCAGCCUACAUCAACAGUUUCCACGAUCUGAUAACGGGCUUACAAACCAAUUUUGCUGCCGACACUAAGGAACUGGAAAAGAUUCUGGCUGAUGUGACAAUGAAUUUCAGAAAAUGUUUUUUAAAUAAAUUAGAAGUGAAAACACAGCCACUAUUUAAGAAAAUUCUGAGCAAAACCUGGGUAUCAAGCGAUGAAAUAUUGAACUCAAUACUGUCAACCACUGUCCAGUAUUCCCAAGAUUUAAACUAUUUGAGGCAGCCUACCAACAAGGAUUUUCUACGCGACGUUCACAGGUACUUGGUGAGAGAAUACAUUGCACAGGCCCUCAAACCAAGAAAAAAAAUGAACAGCUCCCAGCGGCAGAAAGUGAGCAAAAAAAUGAAAGAAGAAGCCACAGUUAUAACAGAAACACUCAGUGAUCUGGGCUCCGAUUCUGAUGAGCUUUCUCUUGCCAUAUCUGUCAUUGCUGAUAUCAUUUCUGAGAAGAAAAAAGAAAAAAUCCAGGCACACCUGGAGUCAAUGCGUCAGCGCCAUCGAGAUUUGAGGAACGAACAUAUUGUAGCUAUUCUCACCCUCCGAGGAUUUUGGAGGAAGACAAGAGAGAGCAUUAUUCGGCAUUUGGGCAAUCUCAAAGAAGAUGCAGAAAUCGAGACUGAUGAGGCACUCUUUGCUGAGAUUGAGGCUUCAACUAUUGUCAGCUGCCUUUAAAGACCAGCUAACCUACAGAAAUCCACUUCCCCAAUUCCUUCCAGGGCUUCACAUUCCUAAAGUAACUCCUGCUCCUAACUGCCCCUCCAAUGCAACAUUUUAUUUCAGGUGCACAACUGGACUCUCUGGCCCAGAAAGCAAACACAGUGGAGGAGCCAAUAAACUGGGACUACACAGAAAGGUUCUCCAAGCAAGACCUUUACUCUGUCUAAAAGGACAUGUCAGGCUGCACACUUGGGUUGAUCACUGGACGGCUGCUCUCUUUAUUGUACUGCUGAUAGUUAUGCUUUCCUGUUUGCGCAUUUGUUCAGAGGAUCUGAGAGGGCUGUGACAGAUUCACUGAGGUUGGGCUAAGGUUUGGGCUAUAUGCCUGUAUUGACACCCAGGAGAAAACAAGACCCCAGCCCCCACUCUAGAGCUGUGCCCAGUGCUGCCCUCACAUCAACAAGGGGCAGAGAGUGAGCAGGCAGGGCUGGAACUUGCCUCCAUGCCCUCCCUUACAGAUCAAACGCUGCAACAGAGUUGACAUGCCGGGGAGUGGGUCAUUAGCCUCUGUUCUAAAACUAAACUGCAAGUGCUUCCACUGCAAAAAGAUCACCAGGAGUGAAACGGACUUCAGCAGAUUUCAACCAUGGGUCCCCUUGGGCAUGGCCUGCCAUUUGUACAGAGGCCCAAGUCCUGUACUCUGUGGGAGGAAGUCUGACCGAAACCAGAGUUCCCCACUGCUGGAAACAAGUGUGCAGGUGCUCUUCAUGCCUUGGGCACAGCUGAGUAAAAUGAGAUGGGCUCAGGGCUGGACAUAUGGAGACAUGAGUGGGGCUAGUGGAUUCAGCACAGCUUGAACCCAGAGGUGGCUUUCAUUUACAUCUGAUCAGAAGGAAUUCACCCACAACCCUGGAGACUGCAGCCCUACAGCGUUGUCUAGAAGCAGUGUAAAAACUGGAAGUCCUGAGUAGUGAGCCAUAGUAGUGGGCCCUUCGACUCUCAGACUGCAUGCAGGGAUCAAGAUUUAGCCCAGAGCUCUCUCAUGGUGAAGCCAUAAGAGUCUAGCGAUAUCAGAGCAGAAGGUGGGAGUUCUUUUCAUGUUCCCUCUGCCCUUGCUCUUCCUGGAAACUCCUUUUAAUGAGGCCGUUACGAUCUGUCACUGAUGUUACGAAUGCAAGUGUGAGGCAGACACCAGCAGCAACUUGGCCCAGAUCCUUAGCUGAUGUAAAUCAGUGUAGCUUCAUUGACUUAAAUGGAAUGGUACUGUUGCCAGUGAUUCUCAACCAAGGUGUUGCAGCACCCUUCUGUGCCUUGAGAUGCUUUCAGGAUGCUGUGGGGGGCCACAUGAUGGUAGCGCUGCUAGGUGUGCAAACAGGAUUCACAUGAUAAACCCAUAGAUUUAAAAUAAUAAGCCAUUCGGUUAAAAACAUCCUGACCUGUUGUGCACUCACUGUGGCACCAGGCCUGCUGGCCCCCUUCCAUGCUGUGCCCCUGAGUGCCAAGUUGUUGGGUCUUCUGCUUCCUCAGGCUUGGCCCCUUUCUUAUAGCCUGGGCUACUAGCCAAGAUCCAUCCAUUGGGACCUGGAUUCAAAGUCCUGCAUCCAGCUCUGGGCCACUGACCCUAUACGGCUGCAGCCACUAGUGCACUGGGCCCUUUGUAUGAUUGCACCCCAAGGUGCUAAUGAGGGCUCCUCCUCCCCUACAGCCUCAACCACAAACCACCAGUUUACCAGUCAAUCACAAACUGUAAGCCCAUGGGUUAUAACCAAAAAAAUAAAGUUAAAGAAGGCAAUAUGCCAGUUCAUGUUUUUCCACGGCUCUGUGCUUCUGCUUCCCACCAUCUGCUAUGCUUCUUCCUGUGCUGAUGCUGCAGCUUCUUGGGGAGUCAUCAGGAGUUCACCCCUUCUGCUGCCGAGACCCCAUUUACCAGCUCAGCCCAGGGUUUUUAUAGUUCUGGCCUGCCCCCUUCUGGUCACCUGACUAUCUGGCAAGGCUCAGCUUUUAACUCCUACCCUGCCAGCAGGCUGUGCCCAGAAAGAUCUAGUGUUAAAGGGACCAGCCUGCUUUCUGGUAACAGGGCUAGGGUUCCCUGUUACAGAGCCCCAUAUAUUGAAAAAGACUUCAGGGAUAUUUUUCAGGAUUUAGCUAUUAGCUUGAUGUAUGUGGAUGAAGCAUUGCCUCAAUCAUUAUUUUUUUAGUAACUGAGUUUUUAAGUUUGAAGUAAAACUAGUGAUAAGCCUUAGUUCAUUUUUUAUCCAUGUGUCCACCUAGAUACAGUGAAGUACCUGAGGACAGUGGGUAUUAAUAAAAGGCUAAAGGCACUGCACAUGCCGAGCAGACAAGAAAUAAGUACACCUUCUUAUCUAAGUCAUUAGACACCAGGACAACUCAGAAAGAGAUGUGGUAAAUUCUCCAUCAUGUGAACUCUUGGAAACCAAGACUGGGUGCCUUCCUAAGGACAUGUUGUAGUUCAAUAACCAUAUGUGCAUAUAUUUCAGGAAUCUGUUGAGUGCCAUUUUAUAACUUGUAUCAUUCAGGAAAUAAAGAUAUAGGAGCAUUAUG